Molecule: messenger RNA, 5231 nt
Organism: Rhineura floridana
Lineage: Eukaryota; Metazoa; Chordata; Lepidosauria; Squamata; Rhineuridae
Gene: SF3B3
Product: splicing factor 3b subunit 3
Exons: 26
Coding region: 1023-4676 (1217 amino acids)
Biological process (GO): mRNA splicing, via spliceosome
Cellular component (GO): nucleus; U2 snRNP
Molecular function (GO): protein binding; U2 snRNA binding
Source: RefSeq, a predicted model, not a curated record
CGGGCGGGCUGGGCCAUAAGGUGUUCCUCCAGCCCUCACAACAGCCCCGCGAGGCAGGCCGAGGGACAGCGACUAGCCCACCCGCGGAGCUUCACGGAGACCGAGCGGGGAUUGGGCCCGGGCCCUCCACGGCUACAGUGGAGCAGAGACGGCCAGCGCCUGCCCGCCCUCUCCGCAAGGCCGGCAAGGGGGCCGCGCUCCCUCACUCUCCAUUCAAAGCAGCCUCCUCAGCCUUCCCGCUUCUCGGCUGCAGCAUGAACUCCCAGCAGUCGUCAGUCCGUCCGCCGUAGGAGGCUGCCUGUCCCAUUCCGUCUUUUACGGGUUCAAGUAGCGUUGGCCGCACUGCGUCAGAAGUGAACUCGCACUCUAGAUUCAGUGUGUACAUCUAUAACGAUAGUCUAUGACCGUGGAAGACCAGACGUCACAUCUGGGAACUUGAAUAUAGGUGUCCUAGCUGGUGCCUGUGUGCGGAAACAGGAGCGGGUAUGCGGUUCUGAAGAAAAUAGCGAGAUUAUAGAAACCUGGCUGAAUCGGGGGCGAAGUAAGCCAUCCGGGUCGUAGGGGCUGGUUCAGGCACGGUGAGGGCAGCACAGCGCUCAGUCCCGCGCCACGCGUGUGGAAGGACCCGCGGAGCGCGGGAAGCCGGUGAGGCAAUGGCGCAACUAGAGCACGGCCUGCGGAGAGAGUGAACCUGCAGGAAGAUCCGCCGCCAUCCGUGCUUCUCCUGCCGCGGCGUGGCUGAAUCCCGCUCAGCGGACUCCGCACCUGCCCUAACUCACGGAGGGAGAAGGAGAGAAAGGAGGAGAUGAUGGCCGGCUUAUAGGCGCACGUCGGCGCGCUGCCACCGAGGCCCCUCAGAAAGAGGCCCGGCCGAGCAGGCGCGCGGGGUCUCCAGCCGCGCUGCACCUUCGCCGCAUUUCGUGCUUCUUCCAGUCGAGAGGAGCGGGGAGCCUCCGCCGCCGCUGCACCUGCGGUUUCUUCUUUCCCAAGUGGGCUGAAAUAAAGUGAUAUCGAUCAAAACCAUGUUCCUUUAUAACCUAACUCUGCAACGAGCCACUGGUAUCAGCUAUGCCAUCCAUGGCAACUUUUCAGGGACCAAACAACAAGAAAUUGUUGUUUCUCGAGGGAAAAUCUUGGAGUUGCUUCGCCCUGAUCCAAACACAGGAAAGGUUCAUACUUUGUUGACAGUCGAAGUCUUUGGAAUCAUCCGCUCCCUCAUGGCCUUCAGGUUAACUGGUGGGACCAAAGACUAUAUUGUGGUGGGCAGUGAUUCGGGUCGCAUUGUUAUCCUGGAAUACCAACCCUCUAAAAAUGUGUUUGAGAAGAUCCAUCAGGAAACCUUUGGCAAGAGUGGCUGUCGCAGAAUUGUUCCUGGACAGUAUUUGGCUGUGGAUCCUAAAGGGCGAGCUGUCAUGAUCAGUGCCAUUGAGAAACAGAAGCUAGUGUACAUUCUGAACAGAGAUGCCGCAGCCAGACUCACAAUUUCUUCCCCAUUGGAAGCACACAAAGCCAACACCUUGGUUUACCAUGUAGUUGGAGUAGAUGUGGGGUUUGAAAACCCCAUGUUUGCUUGCCUGGAAAUGGAUUAUGAGGAAGCUGACAAUGACCCCACAGGAGAAGCAGCAGCCAACACCCAGCAGACCUUGACAUUUUACGAGUUAGAUCUGGGUUUGAACCACGUGGUCAGGAAAUAUAGCGAACCCUUGGAAGAACAUGGGAACUUUCUUAUAACAGUGCCUGGAGGCUCUGAUGGUCCCAGUGGGGUACUGAUUUGUUCUGAAAACUACAUCACCUACAAAAACUUUGGUGACCAACCAGAUAUUCGAUGUCCCAUUCCCAGGAGAAGGAAUGAUUUGGAUGAUCCUGAAAGAGGCAUGAUUUUUGUCUGUUCUGCAACACACAAGACCAAGUCAAUGUUCUUUUUCUUGGCUCAGACCGAGCAAGGUGAUAUCUUCAAAAUCACCUUGGAGACUGAUGAGGACAUGGUAACAGAAAUUCGACUCAAGUACUUUGACACAGUUCCUGUCGCUGCUGCCAUGUGUGUGCUGAAAACGGGGUUUCUCUUUGUGGCUUCUGAGUUUGGAAACCACUACCUCUAUCAGAUAGCUCAUCUCGGCGAUGACGAUGAGGAACCAGAGUUCUCCUCUGCCAUGCCACUGGAGGAAGGCGACACUUUCUUUUUCCAGCCUCGCCCGCUCAAGAACUUGGUGCUGGUGGAUGAACUGGACAGCCUGUCUCCUAUCUUGUGCUGCCAGAUAGCUGAUUUGGCUAAUGAAGACACACCUCAGUUGUAUGUGGCCUGUGGAAGGGGGCCUCGAUCAUCUCUGAGGGUCCUCAGACAUGGACUUGAGGUAUCUGAAAUGGCAGUCUCAGAGUUGCCUGGUAACCCCAAUGCCGUCUGGACCGUGAGGAGACAUGUUGAAGAUGAGUUCGAUGCCUAUAUCAUUGUGUCCUUCGUCAAUGCCACCCUGGUGCUGUCUAUUGGAGAAACUGUAGAGGAAGUGACAGACUCUGGAUUCCUUGGUACCACGCCAACCUUGUCCUGCUCAUUGUUGGGAGAUGAUGCUUUGGUGCAGGUUUAUCCUGAUGGUAUCCGGCACAUCAGAGCAGAUAAAAGAGUUAAUGAGUGGAAAACACCAGGGAAGAAAACCAUUGUCAAAUGUGCUGUGAACCAGAGACAAGUGGUGAUAGCGCUGACAGGCGGAGAACUGGUCUACUUUGAGAUGGACCCGUCAGGGCAGCUGAAUGAAUACACAGAGAGGAAGGAGAUGUCUGCUGAUGUGGUGUGCAUGAGCUUGGCCAAUGUCCCCCCUGGAGAGCAGCGCUCCCGUUUCCUUGCUGUCGGGCUGGUGGACAACACGGUGCGCAUCAUUUCACUGGACCCCUCUGACUGUCUACAGCCUUUGAGUAUGCAGGCUCUCCCUGCCCAGCCAGAAUCGUUGUGCAUUGUGGAAAUGGGUGGAGCUGAGAAGCAGGAUGAGCUGGGGGAGCGAGGGUCCAUUGGCUUCUUGUACCUGAACAUUGGCUUGCAGAAUGGUGUGCUGCUUCGAACUGUCCUUGAUCCGGUCACUGGUGAUCUCUCUGACACAAGAACCAGAUACCUUGGGUCGCGCCCCGUGAAACUCUUCCGGGUCCGGAUGCAAGGCCAAGAAGCGGUGCUGGCCAUGUCGAGUCGCUCCUGGCUGAGUUAUUCUUAUCAGUCCCGCUUCCACUUGACCCCCCUCUCAUAUGAGACGUUGGAGUUUGCAUCUGGCUUUGCCUCAGAGCAGUGUCCAGAGGGCAUUGUUGCCAUUUCAACAAACACACUGAGGAUUUUGGCAUUGGAGAAACUUGGAGCCGUCUUCAACCAGGUUGCCUUCCCAUUGCAGUACACACCUAGGAAGUUUGUCAUCCACCCUGAGAGCAACAACUUAGUCAUCAUUGAGACCGACCACAAUGCUUAUACAGAGGCCACUAAAGCCCAAAGGAAGCAGCAGAUGGCCGAGGAAAUGGUGGAAGCUGCAGGUGAGGAUGAGAGGGAACUAGCCGCAGAGAUGGCAGCAGCGUUUCUGAAUGAGAACCUUCCAGAGUCCAUCUUUGGUGCCCCAAAGGCAGGAAAUGGCCAGUGGGCAUCAGUUGUCAGGGUGAUGAACCCCAUCCAAGGAAACACUUUAGAUUUAGUCCAGCUGGAGCAAAAUGAAGCUGCCUUCAGUGUGGCAGUGUGCCGAUUUGCCAAUGCUGGUGAUGACUGGCAUGUUUUAGUGGGGGUAGCCAAGGACCUCAUCCUGAACCCCCGCUCAGUUGCUGGAGGCUUUGUCUACACCUACAAGCUGGUGAACAGUGGGGAGAAGCUGGAGUUCCUACACAAGACCCCAGUGGAGGAAGUCCCUGCUGCUAUCGCCCCAUUCCAAGGCAGGGUGCUAAUUGGGGUGGGGAAACUCCUGCGCGUGUACGACUUGGGCAAGAAGAAGCUGCUCCGAAAGUGUGAGAACAAGCACAUUGCCAACUACAUCUGUGGGAUCCAAACCAUUGGGCACAGAGUGAUCAUCUCAGACGUCCAGGAGAGCUUCAUCUGGGUGCGCUACAAGAGGAACGAGAACCAGCUCAUCAUUUUUGCAGAUGACACCCACCCACGCUGGGUGACCACUGCCUGCCUCCUGGACUAUGACACAGUGGCCGGGGCCGACAAGUUUGGCAACAUCUGUGUGGUGAGGCUGCCACCCAACACCAAUGAUGAGGUUGAUGAGGACCCAACUGGCAACAAGGCUUUGUGGGACAGGGGCCUUCUCAAUGGUGCUUCCCAAAAGGCAGAGGUGAUUAUGAACUACCAUGUAGGAGAAACCGUCCUGUCUUUGCAGAAGACAACGCUGAUCCCUGGAGGUUCUGAGUCUCUUGUCUACACGACCUUGUCUGGAGGCAUUGGCAUUCUUGUCCCCUUUACAUCGCACGAGGAUCAUGACUUCUUCCAGCAUGUUGAGAUGCAUCUCAGAUCUGAACAUCCCCCUCUCUGUGGGCGAGACCACCUCAGCUUUCGCUCCUAUUACUUCCCAGUCAAGAAUGUCAUUGAUGGGGAUCUGUGCGAGCAGUUCAACUCCAUGGAACCCAAUAAGCAGAAGAACGUGUCUGAAGAGCUGGACAGGACCCCGCCAGAGGUGUCCAAGAAGCUAGAGGACAUCCGUACCCGCUAUGCUUUCUGAGUGGGAUCUGUUCAAGGACUUGGCUGGGACUCCUGUUCCAAAGAUGUUUUGAGCUCUCACCCACCCAUUCCCAAUUUCACCACCCCAUUUUCUUCCAGGGACUUGAGGUCCAGCCGUGUCGUUGACCUGUUUUGUCCAUGCUGUUCAGGAACUGGGUUCUCCCAAGAGGCCAUGCCUCUCCCCCUUCAGGAGUGUUUCUGGUCCCUCUCUUUCUGCAGACAGUUUGGCUGCUGCACCCAUUGCCAACCUGCCCUUUUCCUGCCUUGGAUGAUGCCCUGGUGCCCUCCCUUUGUCAAGUGAGCUAGCUGGAUGAAGUCCCACAACAUGAGCUCCCUUUUCUGAGUUUGUAAGGAGGAAAUCUGGGUGUGGGGAGAUUGGGGUUCUUGUUGGCUGCCUCCACUGGCAGUAUCCGGGAAGGUCACUUCUCCAACCUGCUGUUUUUAUCUUUGUGUUUGUAAAUAUGUCUUGUAUCAAGUUGGAGAGGCAGCCAGUAUGACCUGCCCUUAAGACUUUCAUUAAAAAAAAAGGCACCUGCAUUAAAGCCUGGCUGAGAAA